Molecule: messenger RNA, 2532 nt
Organism: Mauremys mutica (yellowpond turtle)
Lineage: Eukaryota; Metazoa; Chordata; Testudines; Geoemydidae
Product: antigen WC1.1-like
Exons: 13
Coding region: 1-2532 (843 amino acids)
Cellular component (GO): membrane
Source: RefSeq, a predicted model, not a curated record
AUGGCUCUACUGAUAGCGGAGGUCCAGGAGGACGAGGACCCCAUCACGAAUACGGAUUCUCGGAUCCAGACCAUGAAGGACGGCCGUAUUGCAAUCCGUACUCUAGGGAUGCACACGCUGGAGACGCAGCGCAGGUCUUUCCGGCAGCAGCCCUCCCGGCCAUUCUAUCAGCAGCGAUAUCGGCCAUACAAUAGCCGGCGACGGGCCCAAAAUCGCCGUCGUCCUUCAGGCAACCGCCGACACGUUGAGCUCCAGCUGGUUGGAGGGGACAGUGCCUGCUCAGGACGUGUGGAAGUAAGACAUGGGGACACCUGGGCUACAAUCUGUGAUGCACACUUUGAUCUCAAAGCUGCCAGUGUUAUCUGUAAUGGACUACAGUGUGGAACAGCUCUGUCUAUCCCAGGAGGAGCUCAUUUCAGAGAAGGACAUGGACCAAUCUGGACUGAGGAAUUCCAGUGUGCAGGGAAUGAGUCACACCACGUGUACUGUCCCAGGGUAUCACACGGGAAUCAGACAUGCUCACAUGCAAAUGUCAUAUGCUCACGGCUCACAGGGUUCCGGCUGGUGAACGGCAGCACAGCAUGCUCAGGGAGGGUGGAGAUCCAGGUUCUUGGUGCCUGGGGAACCCUCUGUGACUCACGCUGGGAUUUACCAGACGCCAACGUUCUCUGUCAUCAGCUUGACUGUGGAUUCGCUGAAUCAGCCCCAGGAGGAGGGUAUUUUGGGAAGGGAACUGUCUCUGUCUGGACAUACACAUUUCACUGUAAAGGGACUGAAACCCAUUUGGGGCAUUGCCCUGUUACUGCCCUGGGCGCCUCUCAGUGCUCACACGACAAUGACGCCAGUGUGGUUUGUUCAGGUCGCUCUGAAUCACUCAGACUGCUGAAUGGAGAGAGCCGGUGCGAUGGGAGAGUUGAGAUUUCCCUCCGUGGUGCGUGGGGCAGAGUUCUGGAUGACCAGUGGGACAUGAACGAUGCCAGCGUGGUGUGCAGGCAGCUCCAGUGUGGAGUCGCUGAGAAAGCUUAUAACCCCCCUAAGUCUGAGCAAGGAACAGGCCCCGUGGGGCUGAGAAGGGUCCAGUGUGCAGGAAAUGAGACUCGUCUGACUCUCUGUGACAACUCCACGUCUGAGACAGCCCAGGCAGGAAUUGCUGUGGAUGUCGGUGUCGUUUGCUCAGGUGAGCUGGGAUCUAUCCCUGCAGGGAGCAGGCGGAUCAGACUGGUGAGUGGGGCAGGUCGCUGUGCCGGGAGAGUGGAGAUUUAUUACAAUGGAAGCUGGGGGACAGUCUGUGAUGAUUCCUGGGAUCUGCCAGACUCCAAUGUCGUCUGCAAACAACUGGGAUGUGGACACGCCAUCAAAGCAACUGUCUCUGCUCAUUAUGGGGAAGGAUCUGGGCAGAUCUGGCUGGAUGAUGUGAACUGCUCUGGGAAUGAAUCCGAUCUCUGGUCGUGUCCUUCCAGGGGCUGGGGCCAGCACAACUGCAGACACAAAGAGGAUGCAGGAGUUCUCUGCUCAGAAUUCACAGAUCUGAGGCUGGUGAGCGACAGUGACUGUGCUGGGCGGCUGGAGGUUUUCUACAAUGGGACUUGGGGCAGUGUUUGCUACAAUCAGAUGUCUGGAGUCACCGCAGCAAUUGUCUGCAAACAGCUGAACUGUGGGAAUGGAGGGCAGAUUGCAAGCGACUAUGAAUAUGGAGCAGGUUCUGGUCUCACGUGGCUGGACCAGGUUAUAUGCAGUGAGCAGCACAGCUCCCUCUGGCAGUGCCCAUCAGAGCCCUGGAAUCCAAAGUCAUGUGAAAACCGAGCAGAAGAGACCCAUAUUUCUUGCGCUGGAAAAAAAGCAAAACCAACUCAGAUCCUGUUUGACGAAUGCCCGAACUCUCCAAGCUGCACAGACCAGGAGAAGUUACGUGUCGUGGGAGGAAAGGACAGAUGCUCGGGGAGAGUGGAGGUUUGGUACCGUGGCUCCUGGGGAACAGUUUGUGAUGACUCCUGGGACAUGGCGGAUGCUAACGUUGUGUGUAAACUACUGGGCUGUGGAUCUGCUGUAUCUGCCCUGGACAAGGCUGCAUUCGGCGAGGGGACUGGUCCCAUCUGGGUGGAGAAAUUGAAUUGCCGAGGGACAGAGUCAUCUCUCUGGGACUGUCCUGCUAAGCCCUGGGGUGAGAGCAACUGUGGUCAUAAGGAAGAUGCUGCUGUGAAUUGCUCAGCUCCCCCGCGUCGCCCUCCGACUGACAGUGGGAGAGUCACGGUGCCCGUGGUCAUCUGCAUUAUCCUGGGGGCCCUGCUCUGCCUGGUCUUAAUCAUCCUGGGGGCGCAGGUGCGAAGUGCCAGGGCACAGCGCAGAGGCUCCAGAAGACCCUUGGAUCCCUUCUCUGAUGCCGUGUAUGAGGAGAUUGAUUAUAACCUGAUGAGAGAGAAGCAGGAGAUGUUCAGUCGCUCAGUCUCCUAUUCAGAUCACUCAGUGGCAAAGCUGCAGUAUUACACCGGGGACAGCGAGGGGGAAAAUGAUCCUGGAUCAGAACAAGUGUAG